This is a messenger RNA of Pseudomassariella vexata, 941 nucleotides long. RefSeq lists its product as uncharacterized. The transcript has 3 exons. The record is from RefSeq and is a predicted model, not a curated record. NCBI's taxonomy places the organism in Eukaryota, Fungi, Ascomycota, Sordariomycetes, Amphisphaeriales, Pseudomassariaceae. Bases 258 to 452 code for a protein of 64 amino acids.
CAGCCGCCGAACACAGCCUCACUUCACCUGAGGCCUACGACCUUGCAGGCGAAUUUUAUUUCUCUGCGCUUCCAGAUUCCCGAUGCUUUGACUGGCCUUUACCUUCUCGACCCACGAAACCAAACCAGACGCAGUCCCAUCCAACCCAUCUCUCGUCCCACGGCCUGCUUUGUCUGCUUUUUUGCAUUUGUCCACACAUUUUUCUUUUGCUCAAGCGCUUGCAUAGAGAGUCCAGUACCACCUCGCGUAUAAAAAUAAUGGCCCGCGGCAACCAACGCGAGAAGGCGCGUGAGAAGAACCUCAAGGCGCAAGCAUCCCAGAAAUCCAAGAACGCGAAGACUGGCGCCGAGAUGCAGCGCGACAAGGACAACGUAGCCGAGAUGAUGCGGAAGAAGCAAGCCGCUGCCGAUGCGAAGAAGGCUGCUGAAGCAGCCGCGGCCGCGAAGAAAUAGAGCGCCCCUCCCUCGUUGCAAAAUGUCUUGAUGGGGCCCACUGUUGGACAGCAAGAACACGAUAUCACGAUAUGGAUGAACCAAUGGGCGAGACUGGCGUCGGCGUGUAGGCAGAGCUUCCUGCCGUAGGAUCACUUAAUGAAGCCCAAUACCCAUAGAAUCUAGCGACCUACAUUAUGAGCAGUCCUCAUUGGGACAUCGUCAUUCCGUGGUGUGAUCAUGUUGGGAGGAGAGUGCUAUACGGUUAUAAGAUUGGGAACGAUCUGCCAUGCCUGUGUCUUGAUCUGAACAUGACAUAUCUCCCCCAACAGGUAUUUCUGGAUAACCUGCCAUUCAGGUCCUCGAUCAUCCCCAACUUCCGUGAAAUUUAGUAUGUCGAUGAACCUUCUGAUGAUCCAGCUGCUCAAAGUUGAAACCAAGGGCACAUAUAUUGCUUUUUUUUUCAAAAUAGUAACAAACUGAACAUAAAUGAGGAAGAUAAAGCCCCUU